AUGGUCAUCUACGAAAUCAUAUGUGUCUUUGAGUGUGUCUGUAUUCCUGUCUCUCUGUCCCUCUCCCCUGAGGUCUUGGAGGACACUAAAGAGAAGCGCACCCUACUGCUCCAGGCAGUGAAGUCUCUGUUCCCUGGACGCAGGUUCAUUGUGGCCUACCAUGCUGCUGAGAAGAAAGCACUCGCAGCUCCCAGGAAGCACUCAUGGCCCAAGAGCAGAGGGAAUUUCUGCCACUGCACCCCCUAUAAGGAGAACAAGGACACCAUGGAGGCCAUCAACGUGCUCUCCAAGUUCCUCAGAAUAAAGCCGAACCUCAUUUCCUACAUGGGAACCAAAGACAAAAGAGCAAUCACCGUCCAGAGGAUUGCUGUGCAAAAGAUCACUGCUCAGAGACUUUUUCAACUCAACACGUGCCUGAUGAACUUCAAGCUAGGGAACUUCUCCUACCAGAAACACCCCUUGAAACUGGGGGAGCUGCAGGGAAACCACUUCACUGUGGUGAUCAGGAAUAUCUCCGGGUCGAAUGAACAGAUGGAGCUAGCUAUGGUCUCACUGCGGGAGACGGGAUUCAUCAAUUACUACGGCAUGCAGCGCUUCAGGACCACUGCGGUGCCAACCUACCAGGUUGCGAGUAUGUGUGUAGCUGAGAUGGGGUACCUGGUGCAGUGUCGUGAGGAGUGGGCUCGCUCUCAGGACCCUGAGGCUGCGCUCAGGAAGCUGCAGGUGAAGCGCUGUGUGGAGGGGCAGCUGCUGCGCGGACUCUCCAGCUACGGGAAGAACAACAUCAUCGCUGCGUUCGCCGUUAUCCCCAGGAACAACCGGCUGAUGUACAUCCACAGCUACCAGAGCGACGUGUGGAACAACCUGGUGAGCCGGUGCAUUGAGGAGUUCGGGCUGAAGGCAGUGCCGGGGGACCUGAUCCUGAGGAGAGGUGAGGCAGAUGUGUCUGACUACUCCAUCCGUGACGUGGUGAUGCCUCUGCCUGGCUUCGAUGUCAUUUACCCCACACACACGAUUGGGGACGGUUACAAAGAGAUGAUGGAGGCAGACAACCUGGACAUCAACAACAUGAGGCACAAGAUCCGUGACUACUCCCUCUCCGGAGCGUACCGCAAAAUCAUCACCCGCCCGCAGGAGGUUAGCUGGGAGGUGAUCUCAUACGAUGAUCUCAAGAUCCCGCUGGUCCACACCGACGUUGAGAAGCUGGAAAGGAAGCUGCCUCCUGUGUGUCGUAAAGAAGGGAAGUACCGCGCGCUGCGGAUGGAGUUCUCCCUGCCCCCCUCCUGCUACGCCACCAUGGCAAUCUGCGAGGUGCUGAAGAUGGACACAAGCAUCAAGAACCAGAUGCAGCUCAACACUGUGUGGCUGCACUGAGGCUGGCUGCAGGCAGGGCGCUGGGCACUCUUACACAGUGUAUGUGCGCACUAGGGUGGAAGUGACACCCACUGCAGAGCAGUCUGAUCCAUUCCUGUACUGAGUUC
Messenger RNA from Polyodon spathula (Mississippi paddlefish), 1481 nucleotides. RefSeq names its product pseudouridylate synthase 7 homolog. NCBI's taxonomy places the organism in Eukaryota, Metazoa, Chordata, Actinopteri, Acipenseriformes, Polyodontidae. The transcript has 13 exons. The record is from RefSeq and is a predicted model, not a curated record. Bases 1 to 1374 code for a protein of 457 amino acids. Gene Ontology annotation, cellular component: nucleus. Gene Ontology annotation, biological process: pseudouridine synthesis. Gene Ontology annotation, molecular function: pseudouridine synthase activity; RNA binding.